CUCGUCAAUUUUUUAUGACAGUUUGUGUCAAACAAUCAUAACUGUUUUAAACAAAUUUUACCUUUUUAUUUUGAAAACAUAAGCAAUGAAUAAUAAUUAUUGGACUAUUUUAUUAAAGUAAAAUUAAAAUUUUAAUCCUAUUUUAAAUUUCUUAAAGUGUUUUUGACUUAAUUAUUAAAUAAAUAUCUAUAAAUCAAUUAGCAAGAUCUCAAUAACAUGACAUGGAAUCUCGGUAUUAAAAUUCAAUUCAACAGCUUAACUAUUCCAUUACAACUCAAUUGGCUUACAUUAACAGUAAUGACCUAUUGGCUCCCCUGGCCUUGUGUUCGUUAUUUGAUCGAGCAACAUUGGAAUCUGCUUACGAAGUGAAAAAAAUCGUGUACAUUGUUCCUUAUCGCGUAAAAUGUGUGUGUGGCGAUAACACAACAAAACAUCUGAGUGGCUGUGAACUCGAUAGUCGCUCGCAUAAUCAUAGACAGGCUGUGACGCGUCCACUAAUCAGAAGUGAUGGGUGAAAUCAACAGUCCGAGUUUCAAGAACGCGCUGAGUUUCUUUAGCACUCUAGAGAAACAAAAAGUUCCGCCGAAAAGGCCGCCCAAGAACAUAGAGUUAAACUUGAGAGUGACUGUGAGUGAUUCGGAUAAUAAACCGUGCAUUCCCAGAGUAAAAUUGUGUUGUAAGAAUAUGGAUAACAAAGCUGUAUCGCCAGUGUACAACAAACCAUUUCUACCGGAGCCAAAAGUCGAAAAGCUUGACAUAGUAGAGACAAUCCGUAAUUCUUUAGAAGCUAGAAAAUCGGAGAUAUACAACGAUCCCCAUGAUAAAAUACCACCUGAUUUGGAAGCUAAACUAAUAAUAGAGAACUUUAAAAAAGAAAUAUCACCCUAUAAUACUUUUAAGAUUCCCUUCGAUGCUUUGGACAGUGACUUUUUUAAACAAACCUUGGAUAUACUCCCGGAGACCAAAUGUUUGAUGAAAAAGAAUUCCAAGAACUUCUAUAGCAAGCCAGUUACCAUCAAACGUGGACCCACUAAAAGAAGCGAUGCAUUUUUGGAGCCCUACUUGCACGGCCUGGGCGAACGGCAGAGCCCCAGCGUGGGCCCCCCUUCCACCCCGUCGCCCCCCCCCUGCAGCAGGGUGGCCCCGGUCCUGUUACCCGAUCCCGCCUCCAGGUCCAUCUCCAGGGAGUCGCUGAUGUCCUCGAACGGGGGCAGCGAGGCCAGCAGCGAGGACAGCGGAGAGGAAUAUGGUGCAACUUGUGAUAUAGGCCUAAUGGAACGUCUAGUCUUGUCCCACCCGAUAUGGUUUCUGCCCGGGAUCCAGCGCAAAGGCGCCUUCCACUUACUCCAAGGCAAAGAAGAAGGCUGCUUCGUGGUGCGAAAAUCCUCGCAAUCCGACACAAUGGCGCUAUCGGUCCGCCUGCCCCCCGACAAAGGCCCAUACAUCGAACAUUACCUCAUCCUAUCGUCAGAAGGGCGCUUGGGGUUGCAAACAAGCGAGAAUCGCUUCGUGGACAUGGCCGCCUUGAUUUCUCACUACUCGGAUUGCUGCGAUGAGCUGCCGGUGCAGUUGACGCUACCGAAAGCCAUAAGAGAGUCGAAGAGCAGGCAGCAGUUGUCUUCGUUGGCUUUGUUGGGGCAGGAGUUCUGGCGUUAUAGCCCGCCACCAUCCAAUGCUUCUAGUCCCGAUGCUGAUUUGGUUUUGAAUAUGAACCCUUUGAUGAGCACCUUUAAAAAUGCCGAACCAUCAACACCGGUUGGUGGUAGUUUGGAAAGUAAACCUACAAGACCGAGCACUUUGAAUCUUGCCAACAAAAUAGACCCCAACUCGGAGAAUAACAAGAUUAUAAAAAAUACACCUUCGUUUAAAAAUGCACCACCUCCACCACCACCAAGAUGGUCUAAACCUUCGACCCCCCAAAACAAUUUUACAGUAACCACGACGGUUACCUUCAGCGUUAACUCUGAGAGUCCGAGAAAUGAACAACCCUCCCAGAUGGAGAUACAGUGUGAUCCUAAGAGAAUGUCACCGGAGGGGCAAACUUCCACCCUAUCUUCUAAAGGAAGCCAACAUAGCACCAAUACAAGUCAAAUACUAUCUCCAAACAGUUCUAUAUUGUCACCAAUUUCCGAUGUGAUAUCACCAGACACUCUAUCACCAUUAUCGGUCACCAAAACAGCUCGUCAUAGCAAAAGAAGACACAAAAUCUCGAAGCACUAUCAGGAAAGCGAUAUUGUUGACUCGCCUACUGCUUUUUAUUACAAAAGCGGUUUAGGCGAUAAAAUCAGCGAUUAUGAAGAUGUGUGGACCAAUGAUGCGAUGCCGAAACCGAAACCGAUUAAUAAUUUGCCUUCGCCGGAUAUCUUGCAGCAUACUGGGAAUGAGGUUUCUUUAAAUAAUAAUGUUUUAAGCCCCACUGACUCUCAUAAUGGAUCGUCCCUGAGGAGCCACUGCAGCACUCCUAGCCAGAAUUCUAACAAAGCUAAUUCUGUCUUGUCCCCAACCAUUGAACAACAAUGUCUUCUGAGCCCAGCGGCGGCGCAGGAUGGUUCCAGUCCCCUGCCCAAACAGGGCAGCCCUUUCUACGCGGAACCUGCCGAUUCGAUAUCGCAAUUUCAGAUUGCCAAAAGGAUUUUCAGCAGACCCGCUCCUGCGAUACCAAUGCACCAUAGGCAUUCUAAUCCGCCUAACUUGCAUGCUUUAAAGAACAUCGCUUCGCCGAUGGAGAAGGUCGAUGAUGAAUUUGGUGUGAUGUCAUCUUCCGUGGGCAACCUGAGCCCAAAACAACGAAUCAUGCCAUCGAAAAAACCAGUGUUGCCACCAUUCAAUAAACAACGCGCCAACGAUAGCUGGCAAGUUGAUAAUGGCUGGAAAUUUAUGACCAGCGAAGGCGACGUUAGUACGGACCAAAUGGAAUCUAGUGACCAGGAUUACGAUUCCGAUUGGCCUAAUAUACCAAAGUUGAUUUCCUCCUUGCAACCAUGUGAUGCAGAUGAGAAGACUGCUUUGCAUGACUUGAUCUCCAAACGAUUUCCCGAUAUGUCUUCAAAUGAAGGAAGAUGUAGAAUGUCGGCAUACGAUAACGUUGAAGAUCGCAGAGUGCCCAGGCCGCCACCUUCGGAAAUAAGCGAAGUUACGGAGUUUUCCGACCCUUGGGCUGAAGCACCGGAAAUGACGCAAACAGAGACUGAUGAAUCUAUAUCCGAACUGAGAAGUAGCCCGACCAAAGUUGCUACCAUAAAUAGAUCAAAAAGUUUUAAGGAAAGAUUGGACCCACUUAUUUCUGCCCCGCGCUUACAAGCGUUGCGUAGCAGAGAUCAAACCGGGCCAAAAACUGUCGGAACCACGAUUAGAUCGUACGCUUUGGAACUUGCUCAAGAUAAAAGUACAACUUUUGCUCAAAAUAUCGAUAAUUUUAUUGCUUGUACCAGGGAAUCUAAAGAAACUAAUCCACAGGUUGUAAUGAGAAACAUGCGCCAAUUCAUGUCGGGCAUGAAGAACUACCUGGUGAAACACGGCGAAAAGGAAUUUUACAAAGAAAUCGAGCGCGAGCGAAGCAACUUAAAAUCCACGGAAUUCCUGAAUCUGGACGCCAUACUGGAAGGUGUGAUGCACAAGUUAGUGGUGAAACCUCUGAAAGACCAUCUGCAAAAUUUGUUUUUGACACAUUACACCAAAACUGGAGCUAUCAGGCUGUUGACUGACAGUAUACAAUACGCUUCUACCAGGCCCAUCACUGAGUUAGCCAUCAAACCAAAAAUUAACCUUCCAUCGGAAUCGGCCCUCAGUACAAUCUCUCAAUAUUUAAAAAGACUGCAAACGGCUGACUCUCCUUUAGAAAAGUUGGAGUACUUGUUGGCUGCUAUAGCAUCAAUUUACAAUUCGGUUAAAAUUGAUCAACUAUCUGGUCCAGGAAAAAAUACUCAGCUUGGAGCGGACGACUUCUUGCCAUUAUUCGUGUGGAUUUUGAUCAAAACCAACUUUGUGGCUGCUGAGAUUGAAGCUGAAUACAUGUGGGGAUUACUCCAUCCAUCGCUCCUCUCGGGCGAAGGAGGCUACUACCUGACAACCCUGUCUUCAGCAAUCCAUGUACUUAAAAACUUCAAGGAAAGCUGCGAGGAGAACGUGAACAAUUCAAACGCGAAAAACGACUCUGUUCUGAAAGUGGUCGUUCCCGAUGAACUACACGGCUCAAUUCUGACCAAAACUUUACCAGCCAGACCCCACAUGACCACCAAGGAGGUGUGCAAGAUUAUCGCGCACAAAGCCAGGAUCACAAAUCCGCAGGACUAUGCUCUCUAUAGAUUGACUGAUGGAGAAGAAACGAUACUGAUGGACAACGAAUGUCCCCAGGACUUUGUGAACGAGAGUGGAAAACAUACGAUGCUUGCUUACAAGAGGAUCGAUGCUAAAAUUGCCUGGCCCAAACAGGACAAACUGAAUAUCUAGUCAUUAUUAACGUUUAGUUUGUUCUUUUAAUCUUCUUUUCUUAAUGUACUAACAAAUAUGCCUCAAAAACUAUCUUCAUAACAGUCAUUUUUUUUCUUUUCUUGUGCUGUAAAUCUAUUUUUGAUAUUUUUGUGGUCGUAUUUGUUAAGAUACUCAUAAAUGUAAAUAAAUUGUUUUGUGUCCACAAAGCAAAUCAUUAACUCGUCUUUUUAUAUUUUUUAAUACAUGUUAAUAAAAAGUUGGAUUUUAUAUUUAAUGUAGAUUUUUUUGUUUUCGUUUUGUUAACUGUUAAUUUAAUAUCGUAACAUUGGAAGUAUUAUGAAUAUUUUUCAUUAAAAACUGUGAAUUUUAAAUAACUAAUGUUUGUAUUUAUUUCGUAUGUACUAAGUAUUACAAUAAAAUAAUAUAUUCUUAAAAUU
This is a messenger RNA of Brassicogethes aeneus, 4868 nucleotides long. The record is from the annotation of a GenBank genome assembly. Lineage: Eukaryota; Metazoa; Arthropoda; Insecta; Coleoptera; Nitidulidae.